CCCAAACUGGGCGUUUCUUUGCCGCUACUUCUACAGAAAGUUUUACUGUUGGGCAAAUUUUUACUAACAUUAGCCAUUAACUUACACAACAGCUACAUUAGUACCGAGACACAGAUACAGAAACGUGCCGGGGAAGAAGUUGCAAGCAGGGUGAAAACGGUGUCAUAUCUGUGCUGGUAUUGUAGGAAUACGCGUUAGCCGAAAUUAGUUUGUUUUGCUAUCUGUAGCUUGUUGGUAAAUUACGCUUCGUUGCUUUCGUCUUUUAACGAUAUGGUCGCUUAGUUAAGCACAGUUAAGGUGGCGUAAACGUAAAUAUCCAGUGUAAGCAGUGUUAGUGGUGUAAGAAGUGUUUUAUGCAGUGUUUUUGCAUAUAAUAAGUUCGGAGUAGCUAGCCGCUAGCUUAGCUAACUAGUUUUGAGUAACUUUGUUUCGGGCUACUUUAAGGGAUCGUCGUCAAGCUUGCAGACGCCAGGGGCGGGAGUGUGGUACACGGCCGUUCCCUUACUGCGCCACUUUAAGUGAAAUGGGAAGCCUUGAAACCUCCAUGUUUGUAUCUUGAAAUUGCGAGCGGAGUUGAGCACCAUAUUGAAUCAAAGUUGCCAUCUCCUUGACAAAUGUUUUACAAGUUUCAGACUUCAAACUUUAGCGGCGACCUGAGCGGACAACAACACCCGAAGUGUAAUGGAUUUGCUGUAGGCGACUUGUUGCGAUGUUUCCUGGGACGCUUCGCCUCCGUUUCCCUACAUGUUAAGUUGGUUUAAUGCACCGAGUCAGCGAACAAUCCGUAACUUUAAAGUGUGAGGUCAGCACUCUGGACCAGACCUGGAUGUGAUGGACAAUCCGUCCUCAAUAAUCACCCAAGUCAGCCGGGAUGAAGAGGGAAAUAAAGCCGCAGGAGAGAGGGGUUCUUCCCCCUCUGUGUCCUCAAAGAAGCCCAGGAGCGGAGGCCUCUUCUCCAGCCUUUUCUGCUGCCUGUGUCGAGACCAGCCUGAACCCCCGCCAGUCAACAACAAUGCCCCUCUGCUGGUCGAGGAGAACGGAACCGUCUCCAAGAUCCAGGUGAAGCCACUGCUGCCUCCAGUGAAAUCAAAAGACUCUGGAAAGAUCUGUGUGGUUAUAGAUCUGGAUGAGACAUUAGUUCACAGCUCUUUUAAGCCUGUGAACAAUGCAGAUUUCAUCAUUCCUGUGGAAAUAGAUGGAACAGUACACCAGGUGUACGUGCUGAAGCGGCCCCAUGUUGACGAGUUCCUCAAGAGAAUGGGAGAACUGUUUGAGUGCAUCCUGUUCACUGCCAGUUUAGCCAAGUAUGCAGACCCCGUCUCCGACCUCCUGGACAAGUGGGGUGCUUUCCGCUCCCGCCUCUUCCGGGAGUCCUGUGUCUUCCACCGAGGUAAUUACGUCAAGGACCUGAGUCGCCUGGGUCGCGACCUGAACAAGGUCAUCAUCGUGGACAACUCCCCUGCCUCCUACAUCUUCCACCCCGAUAACGCAGUGCCGGUGGCCUCGUGGUUCGAUGACAUGUCCGACACCGAGCUGCUGGACCUCAUCCCCUUCUUUGAGAGGCUGAGCAAAGUGGAUAAUGUCUACACAGUCCUCAAGCACCAAGGGACAGCAAGCUAACAGUGUUCGAUUUCUCAUCUCAGCUCUGAACAAAAAAUGGCGUACAGAACAGAAACACCCACACCAGCGAGGCUCCAGCGAGGCUCAAGCUAUCACCGCCCACCAGAACACAGAUUGCGACACAGCUGACCGAGCCUUCACCUUCCCAGUAUCAAACCAAGACCACGUUUGGGAGUCUUCAGUGACUUUGACGCCUUCAUCACUGCCACCUCCUGGUCAAACAUAAACUCCCUGAAAUUUGUAACUUUCUCCCUGUCAGCCUACCAUGAACCAGCUGAUGUGAGUGAAUACAUGAAAGGAUGGAUGCAUGAAUGUUUAAGGACAUUUCUGCGGAGUCACUGAACUUGCAGUUGAGUUAACAAAGCAGAGGUCUGUAGCCAUGAAUUCUCUGGACACAGACCGGGUACUGGACUUCUCACGGAUUCUGAUCCUGCAGCAGAUGCAGGAUUCGAUAAGCAGGAACCGAGUUGAAAGGAAUUUCUGGAAAGAUUCCUGUGCAAAUAAACUUGAUCAGUCUCGUCAUUGAAAGAGCAGAUGGUGUAGACGUACUGUAGAUGUCUUUUAAGCAUUUUGGAAUAACAUCAUCUUUGUCACACACCCUAAUUUUGUCACACUAUUGGUCUGCAGUCAAAAGCAUGUGAUCCUCGGGUGUCAUUUCAGAGUUUUUAGAGCGAUGCAGUCAGGUAUUUUUGAAUAACCUGACAGGAUGAAUCUGAUCAAAAAAGUAAAAUGAGCGGGAGUUAUUAAAUUCACUAAUAACAAAAUGAUUGGACAGCACUUUACAAGUAUAGUUAUAUAGUACAGUCCUCCCUUUCACUGCAGUGUAGAACAUGAUUUUAGCACAAUUUGUAUACUAAACUCUUAGAAAACAGCAUUGCAUAAAAAAUAGGGAUCAUUAUUUGGAAUUUGGAAUUGUCCUUUUGCAGCAGGAAGCUAAAAAACUGACCCAUGGGAACAUAAAAUUGUGGGAAAACCAAUGUAAACCACUAUAAUCGUUUUAAGUCGUGACUUUUUCAGUGAAAAUUGGUUUAUAACAAAAACAACAAGCCCUAUUAAACAAGCCAAAUAAGACACUAACAUGAAUAUCAAACCAUCUGCACAUGACAGUGAAAGAGCAGCUGUUAUGUUUAUCGGACGCAGAUUUCCAAAGGUGGUUUAAAGAUUGAUGGGACAGCAAAAAUGCAGCGUAUCUGCACCUGCAUGUCGGUAGAUGUUGUGAACAGUUGACCCCAGAGACACGAGGACCAGCAUUACCUUCUCUGAUGGGUUCUGUUAUUUGUUUUAAAGCCACACACAAAACUUGAAUUUCUCACAGCGUUGUUCAGACUGUAUCUGAAUGGUAAGAGAAAGUUGUAUGUUGAGAAGAAAGGUUGCAGUUUGGCUUGUCAGUUUGUUUCUCAUAAGCUUCUAAGUACUUUUUUUGUUAAUUUCUAAGCGGUACACAUAGGCUGGAAACAAUUUCAGGACUUUGUAGUAAAAUGUGUCGAUGGGGGAAGCUGCCAUGUGGACUUGAGGGUAUGUGAGGUGCUGACACCUUUGACGACAAGAAGUGGUUUAAUUCAGUCCAGAUUUAAAGGAGAAAUCCACCCUGAAACACUGUUAAUAAGCAGCUAUUGGCAUGGGCGUAGAUACCAGGAAGGGAACGGGGGGAUACACCCCUCAAUAUUUAGAAAUGUGCAUUUGUUCUCCCCAAUAAAACUUUUAUUUUGACGAAAUUAAAGACGUUUUCACCAUUAAUUAAUGCAGAAAAGGCACAAAUUGGUGCAGAAGGCAGGAAAUUCAGUGUUUGACGCUCAAAAUUUCGUGGCAGAGGAUCCCCAACGUCCCCAAUUUCAUAUGGGUCCCCCCUAAUAUUGAAAUGAAACCUACACCCUUGACUAAGGGUGAUUUAUUUUGCCCGUCUGAGUGGUCCUUUUCUCUUGGAUUGGUGAAAUAAACCAUAGAAAAAGCAAAAAUAUUCACAGUACUGCUACUGAAAUACUCACUUGUCAAAAAGGCAUUGUGGGAAAUGCAGGAACUCACCAGCAGACAUAAAGUUUAUCAAAAAAUAUCGUUUUACGGGUGGAUUAUUCCUUUAAAAACUCCUUGACCACAUGGGGUCCUACACAUUGAAUCUGUGUUGCUUUUUUUUUGCCCUACAUGGUGAUGUUAGUCCAGUCAGUUUUAAGGAGCAGCGUGGCCCCUAGCCGGCCUCUUUGUUAUCGCCCUCAUUUGCGUUGACAAUACCAUGUGUUGACACUGAUGAAUGAAGCCGUGGAUUUAAAUAAGAGCCUCCGUAGUGGGCUCGUGAUGUGACUCUACCUAGACGAGGCAGGGAUGACAAUUAAAUCCACCAUACUGAGAGCUAUUGCAUUAUUUUUCUAUGUUUAACAAAUUCUUGUCAAUCAAAUUAGCUUGUUUCUUUUCUAAAUAAUUACUGAGUUUAUUUUAUUUUGUUGCCCAGGAGUGGUCCUCCGAUACAAUAUUGGUUCGUUUCCCAAAGGGGACACAUUGUUCUUGCUGUUUUCAUGCAAGACCUGGUUGGUUACCUCGUCUGUUUAUCAGUAAUAUGCAUCAGAAACACCAGCAAAUGACUUAAAGGAUAGUAUCUUUCUGUUGUAGGCACAUAACAGGGUAAUUAUUUGGAUAUGUGUAUUUCAUGUAAGCCAUCAUUACACGUUUCAGUUAGGUUCAAUGCUGAUAAUUGUCUUUUUCUUUUUUUGGAAUUCAUUGGCAAAGAGGAGUAUUUAUAGGAAGUCAUUUGAUCACACAUGAAACAAGUGUGUCACUGCGGGGGCCCAUUCACUGAUACUGUACUUCUCACACAUUCAGCAGAUAUGUAUAUUUUGUUUUGCACAGUAAUAAAGCAAACAAAUUUUCAUUAAUAUAUGGAAUAUUCAUGUUACUGUACUUAUGAUUGAAUAGAUGUAACCUAAUUUUUUUUUUGACCUGUUGUUUUAUCAUACCAAAUUAUAUAUGGACUAUGUAAUGAUGCCAUUUUUGUUUUCCAUAAAUGCUUAAUGAAAGAUGGUCCAA
This is a messenger RNA of Epinephelus lanceolatus (giant grouper), 4635 nucleotides long. RefSeq names its product carboxy-terminal domain RNA polymerase II polypeptide A small phosphatase 1-like. The record is from RefSeq and is a predicted model, not a curated record. NCBI's taxonomy places the organism in Eukaryota, Metazoa, Chordata, Actinopteri, Perciformes, Serranidae. Gene Ontology annotation, molecular function: RNA polymerase II CTD heptapeptide repeat phosphatase activity.